Chara braunii is the source of this 1989-nucleotide messenger RNA. Lineage: Eukaryota; Viridiplantae; Streptophyta; Charophyceae; Charales; Characeae. The record is from the annotation of a GenBank genome assembly.
GCGGUUAGAUUAUCCCGAUCGCACCUUCUGCUGCCAGUAUUUCAAUUGUAGUUGUUAGUGGUAAGUUGUUAUUUACUGAAGAUACCAUAGCCUUUCGAAGUAGAAGGCGUUCGGAAUCAGUGUGGGGAAUGCUCCCGGGGAAGUAUGGAGGUCGAACCAUCCAGACAAGGGGAGAGAGAUGGAAGGGCGCAAGUCCCUGGGGACUACCGAUUGGAGGAAGAUAGGGUGAGGGAAAUGAUUAGGGCGUGCUUCGAGGAAGGAAUACUUCCUACGAACAUCGACCCUGGGGAGAUGGAAGUUAGUGGGAGGGAGGUAAAGUUUACGCUCAACUCCUCCCUUGAUGAAAUCAAGAUAAAGUGGCUCAAGGAAAGAAUGGUCACGGUAAUCUUUCGUGAUGGUGCUAGAUUUCUGCCAAAGAAAGUGAAGGAGGAUGUUAUUAGAGCGUAUGAGGACGUUUGGAUCAGGGACGAGGUGUUUGGGGAGGAGUUCAAACGAGGAAGGAUUAAAAUAGAAAGUCCCAACGUCGUUUCAUACAUUCCAAGAGCGCAGGACAUUACGGACUGGAUGCUGCAGAAGAAGUCAGACUUCAUCGACUUAGCAGGGACAACGUACCGCACCGAAUUCAAGCCCUGGCUGACCAGUGCGGAGAUUCGAGAUUGGAGGCAGCUGCUUGACCAGAAUGCAUUUUGGGUUGUGGCGGUAGGCAUCCCACUGGAUGAGAUGCGGUUUAUUCACGUCCACGUGGAGAAAGCGAUUGGCAAGGUUCUCAAGCAACACAAACCGGAGUCGGAUGACACCGACCCUAAACUAGUUAACCUGCGUUUCGACAUCAACCCUGCAUGCAAGGACAACAUGAAGGACAAGUUUUCUAUCCAAACUUGUCAAGGUGAUGUCCUGGAAGUGAGGCUAGCUGGCCCGGACUCUGAUUGGUGCAAACGUUGCCGCUCCUUUUUCCACACCGAGUCGACGUGUCGUCGUCCGGGUCGAAGAGGGCAAGGGGCCACCAACCUUAACCAGCCUCAAGUCUCAACGUCUGAUUCUCGUCAACCAAGACCAAGUUAUAAUGGCGAUCUACGUGCUCCGGGUGCUGCUACCCAGCAAGCCGGUCAGCCUUCAGGAGAUCCUUUAAACGUUCCAGUUUCUUCGGCCGUCAGGACUAACCCAAUGUUUUCUCCAGCCGGUGUACAGGGACAGCACAUGGCGGAGGCUCGGCAGUUUCAAGGCUUGACGCAGGGUAACGUAUCGGCCUUGGAUACUUCUUGGGCCGAUUACUUCAGAAGUCUACCGCCGCAUCCGUACAUGGUGCCUCAAGCUGGAGCCGGGACGGGUAGUUACCAGGUGGGGUUGAGCCCAUCUAUGGCUAACCUGCAUGCAUUUACACCGUGGUCAUCAGCGGGAAUGCCCCAGGGCGGCCUACAUGGCAACAGAGAUGGUAUGUUGAUGCAGGUCCCGAGCAACGUGUCCUUUGGGGCAGCUCCUUCAGGUUCGGGAGGCGGCCGCUUACGGGGCGAAUUGCCUGGGAAAGAAAGAAGGAUUAGUGAUGGAGGAGUGGAGAUUCAAGUUGACCUCCAAGCCGAAGGAUCCGAUAGUUCUACCGGAUCACAAGCCACGCCCUCGGCAGUAGGUCAACUGGAACAGUUGGAGGCGGAUGGUCUCCGACUGUUCCCGCUGUCCUGGUUGUAUGAAGGGAGGAAACCUGAACUGCGUCGCAUAAGGGUCUCCCCGUCGGUGUCGGCAGAAUUCCUGUCCGAUAUCAACAUGAAGUUGGGAAGAGACAAGAAACUGGACUCACCUUUCAUGAAACGUGUCCUGACAGAAGAGUGGGCACCGUUGGUUCCGCUAGACGCCUCCGAGAUCCAAGCUACUGGAACAGUCGCCCCGGAUGGGCAGGCUUAAACUAGCCACGUGGAAUGUCAGGGGGCUAGGGGAUACGUCAGGCAGGAAUAAGAAAGGCAGGCUGAAGAGUUGGAUGCACGAGCGUAGAAUCGA